This is a messenger RNA of Suillus fuscotomentosus, 1299 nucleotides long. RefSeq lists its product as uncharacterized. The transcript has 8 exons. Gene Ontology annotation, biological process: chromatin remodeling. Gene Ontology annotation, cellular component: Ino80 complex. Bases 39 to 1025 code for a protein of 328 amino acids. The record is from RefSeq and is a predicted model, not a curated record. Lineage: Eukaryota; Fungi; Basidiomycota; Agaricomycetes; Boletales; Suillaceae.
GUAUCUGGGUUUCAAUUUCUUUGCAUCGAUGCAACACGAUGAGGAGAGUCGUCAGAAGCGUGUCUAACGAUGACGACGACGAGUACAACGGUUCAGAUAUGCAAAUGUCGGAUUCGGGCUCUGACGCGGAAAUGGAGGUCGAUGAGGUGAAUCGGAAGCUCCAAGAAGAAAACGAUGACAAUGAAGGGGAGGAUGAGAAACUAGAGCCUGAGGACGAGGAUGAAGAACCUGAACCCGAACAAGAGGAUGCUCCAGAGUCUGAGGAGGCUUCUCCUCCUCCAUCUCCACCCAAGCAGCCCCGUCUUAAGAUCAAACUCAAGCUACCGAGCGCGCCCAGCACUGAAGAUGCUGGAUCGCGUGGGCGUUCUGGUGAUAUCGACGUAGAAUCAGAAGAUGAAGAUGACGAAGGGGAGGCGGUGGGCUCUACGCGCCCGAUGACUUCCCGUCAGGCGGUUCUCGCGAGUGUUGUUGGCUCUUCGCAUGUAUCUCUAUCCACUGGUGAAUCCUCUCGAAAGAAGAAACAACUCACAGAGAGCGAGCUUGCACUUCGACGCGAAGAAACGGCACGAAAACGUCGUAAUCUCACUGAGAAAAAGCUCGAGGACGAAAAGGCAGAGACUAUCAACCGCCUCCUCAAAAAGCAGUCCAAGUCAAAGGCCAAGCGCAGUGCGCUCUCCACCGCAGAGGCCAGUGCAUCCGAAGGUGAGCGUGAGGUCGAGCAAGAGGAAAAGGAGGUCAUCCUACCGACCACUUGGCGGUGGGUGUCCAGCACACGACCUCUGCCACGGGAGGAUAUUGCUCAGGGCAAGAUGCGCCUCACAUUAGGCGUGCCUAUCUCUGUCCUUUCCAGCACUUUGCUGGCACCACAGCCACCUCUACCAAAAGAGAAACCACAGUGUGACGUCCCUGGAUGCACUCAAACACGAAAAUACCGCCUAGUACGCGAUUGGGUCCGCGGGGCAUGUGGUCUGACGCAUCUAAAGGUUCUAGAGGUGGAGGCGGGUACGAAGAUGGAGAUUGCGUGAUCAGGAGUUUCACGGCACUUUGAGAGGUGUAGAUCGUCGUCAUUUGCAACUUGUUCUCGCAGUUACUUGUUAAGCGCGUUGGCAUUUCACAACGGUAGUUGUGUCCUAAUGGAGAUUAUUCCCUGGCCUGGAAGUCUUCAGAAGUCCUGUUGAUCGGAUAGAUUAUUGCCUUGCUUGAUAAGGUUUCUGAUCCCGAAGGCGUGUUGGGAGCAGAAUUAUUUGUGGGCAAUUGUGCCGGCAUAACUGGCAGCAAAAGUUUUAAAGUACUAAACGG